Molecule: messenger RNA, 585 nt
Organism: Prunus mume (Japanese apricot)
Lineage: Eukaryota; Viridiplantae; Streptophyta; Magnoliopsida; Rosales; Rosaceae
Source: RefSeq, a predicted model, not a curated record
AUUUCGAAUUUCGUUGCGAUGGAUCCAAACCAAGGCGGAGAGAAGAAACAGAGAAGAAAGAGAAAGAGCCUGAAAGAAAUGGCCCGCUCUCUGGCUGUGGUACCAUGCGAAAGCGUACAGUCGAUUCACACGAAGCCGACGACGGCGACUGUGAGCGCCGUUAGGGAGCAGUGGGAGGUCCACUUCGCUCGCUUCUUCCCCUAUCCUCCUCCUCCGAUCAUCUCCACGUGUCCCGAUCUCGUGCCUCUGGAUCCCAAGUACAGAAGGCGACGGCCACUUGACCGCUGGAUCUCUUCGUCCUCCUUAGCUCGGCUCCAACUUGCUCGCGAUCAUUCCAACUCCGACGUCGUCCUCACCGUCGGUUUCGCGGACAAGAUUCUGGAGGAGCACUAUGUUUCCAAGCUACAUUUUAUCUGGCCUCAGGUUUCAUGCAUGUCUGGAUUUCUUGCCAGGGGUACCAGAGCCAUCUUUGUCAGCUACAGAGAUUGCUACAUGGGACAAAAUAAUUCGAAACUCACGAUGUCCUUGUGUUACAUAUUCUUUGCAGAUCCAGAAAUUUGGUUUUCGAUUUUUGUCUCUCCAUGA